This is a messenger RNA of Moesziomyces aphidis, 999 nucleotides long. The record is from the annotation of a GenBank genome assembly. NCBI's taxonomy places the organism in Eukaryota, Fungi, Basidiomycota, Ustilaginomycetes, Ustilaginales, Ustilaginaceae.
AUGUUCAAGCACGCCGCCGUCUCGCUCCGCCGCCCGCUCGCGCGCGGCUUCUCGUCGUCCACUGCCCGCGCCUCGUACGAGGACACGAUCAAGAACCUGCUCAUCAACAAGGACUCCCGCGUCAUCUGCCAGGGCUUCACCGGCAAGACCGGCACCUUCCACUGCCAGCAGGCCCUCGAAUACGGCACCAAGCUCGUUGGCGGUGUCUCGCCCAAGAAGGCCGGUCAGACCCACCUCGGCCUCCCCGUCUUCGGCUCGGUCAAGGAGGCCGUGCGUGAGACCAAGCCGCACGCUUCCGUCCUCUACGUCCCUCCCCCCGGCGCCGCAGACGCCAUUAUCGAGGCCAUCGAGAACGAGGUGCCCCUCAUCGUCGCCAUCACCGAGGGCAUCCCCCAGAAGGACGAGAUCCGCGUCGCCGCCGCCCUCCGCUCGCAGUCCAAAUCGCGCCUCGUGGGCCCCAACUGCCCCGGUGUGAUCAACCCUGAAGGCUGCAAGAUCGGCAUCAUGCCCGGCUCCAUCCACACCCCCGGCCGCAUCGGCAUCGUCUCCCGCUCCGGCACCCUCACCUACGAGGCCGUCAACCAGACUACCCAGGUCGGCCUCGGCCAGUCCCUCUGCGUCGGCAUCGGCGGCGACCCCUUCCCGGGCUCCACCACCCUCGACCUCGUCAAGCUCCUCCUCGACCACGACAAGUCCGAGGGCAUCGUCCUCAUCGGAGAGAUCGGCGGCUCCAUGGAGGAGGACGCCGCCGAGUACCUCGCCAAGUACAACAAGACCCGCGCCAACCCCAAGCCCGUCGUCGCAUUCAUCGCAGGACGAACCGCACCUCCAGGAAGGCGUAUGGGCCACGCGCACGUUGGAGCCAUCGUCGCGGGUGGCAAGGGCGGUGCGGAGGACAAGGUCAAGGCGCUCACGGAUGCCGGUGCCAUUGUGGCGGACUCGCCCGCCAAGAUCGGUGCGCUUAUGCUCGAGGCCAUGAAGAAGGCUGGUCUGGCUUAA